Molecule: messenger RNA, 1856 nt
Organism: Zingiber officinale
Lineage: Eukaryota; Viridiplantae; Streptophyta; Magnoliopsida; Zingiberales; Zingiberaceae
Product: granule-bound starch synthase 1, chloroplastic/amyloplastic-like
Exons: 14
Coding region: 60-1793 (577 amino acids)
Molecular function (GO): alpha-1,4-glucan glucosyltransferase (UDP-glucose donor) activity
Source: RefSeq, a predicted model, not a curated record
CAAAGCUUCCUUCCAUUGAUCUGAAAGCAAAGAGAGAGGUACGUAGUCGACGUCCAUCCAUGGCCGCCGCAGCAAUGGCAUUCCCUCUCUUCCAAGGAUGCAGAUCCCAGACCUCACGGCAGCUCACGAGGCCCGGACCUCCGGCCACCCAGUCCAAGCCGAGCUCGGUCGUCGUCCGCUGCGGAAAGGGGAUGAACAUCGUCUUCGUCGGCGCCGAGAUGGCGCCCUGGAGCAAGACGGGAGGCCUCGGCGACGUCCUCGGAGGGCUCCCUCCGGCCAUGGCCGCAAACGGGCACAGAGUCAUGACCAUCGCUCCUCGCUACGAUCAGUACUUCGACGGCUGGGACACAAGUGUUCUGGUCGAUAUACCAGUCGGCGACCAGAUCGAAAGGGUUCGAUUCUUCCAUUGCUACAAAAGGGGAGUGGACAGAGUGUUCAUCGAUCACCCUCUGUUCCUCGCCAAGGUUUGGGGCCAAACCGGAGGCAAGCUCUACGGUCCUUCUACCGGAACCGAUUACGAAGACAAUAAGCGACGAUUCAGUCUCUUCUGCAAGGCAGCUUUGUUAGCUCCAAAGAUCCUCCAUCUCAACAAUAGCAGAUGCUACUCUGGACCAUAUGGGGAGGAUGUUAUUUUCGUUGCAAACGAUUGGCACACUGGUCCUCUUCCUUGCUACUUGAAGAGCAUCUAUCAGUCUCAAGGGAUGUACAUGAAUGCCAAGGUUGCUUUCUGCAUUCACAACAUUGUUUACCAAGGCCGGUUCGCCUUUUCGGAUUUUGGAAUGCUCAAUCUACCCGAGAGAUUCAAGUCUUCCUUCGACUUCAUGGACGGGCAUAGCGAGCCGGUGAAAGGGAGGAAAACCAAUUGGAUGAAGGCUGGAAUCAUAGAAUCCGACAAGGCAGUCACUGUGAGUCCAUACUAUGCGCAAGAGCUCGUUUCGGGGGUAGAAAGAGGAGUCGAAUUGGACAACAUUCUUCGCGCCAAAGGCAUCGUCGGAAUCGUGAACGGAAUGGACACGAAUGAGUGGAAUCCGGCGACCGACAAAUACAUCACCGCGAAUUAUGAUGCCACCACUGCAAUGGAAGCAAAGCCGGUGAACAAGGAGGCUCUACAAGCCGAAGUUGGAUUGCCGGUCGAUCGAAACAUCCCUCUCAUUGCCUUCUGUGGGAGAUUAGAAGAGCAGAAAGGCUCAGACAUUUUCGCGGCAGCUAUUCCUGAAUUCAUCAAUGAGAACGUCCAAGUGAUAGUGCUUGGAACCGGCAAGGGGAAGAUGGAAAGAGAGCUAGCCGAACUCGAAGCCAAGUACCCGAGCAAAGUGAGAGCACACAUGAAGUUCAAUGUUCCCUUGGCUCACUUAAUCAUGGCAGGAGCAGACCUUCUUGCUAUCACCAGCAGAUUUGAGCCCUGUGGCCUAAUUCAGUUCCAAGGCAUGAGAUAUGGAGUCCCGUCUAUAUGUGCCUCUACCGGUGGACUAGUCGACACAGUUAGAGAUGGAGUCACUGGGUUCCAUAUGGGUUGUUUCAGUGCCAAUUGUGACUAUGUUGAUAAACGCGAUAUCCAAAGGGUCGUGGAAGCAGUGAAGAAGGCCCUUGCGGUCUACCGCACCGCUGAAUUCAGGCAAAUGAUGCUGAAUUGCAUGAACCAAGAGCUUUCCUGGAAGGGACCAGCGAAGAGGUGGGAGGAGAUGUUGCUCAGCUUGGGAGCAAGUGGAAGUGAGCCUGGAAUUGAUGGAGAGGAAAUAGCUCCUCUUGCAAAGGAAAAUGUGGCUGCUCCUACAGAAUUGGUGCAAGUCUAGUUUGUACUCUGUUUUGUGGCUCUGGUAAUGUGUGAGGAAUAAUACUAUUUACUCAAAAGCUUG